This is a messenger RNA of Parnassius apollo (apollo), 1284 nucleotides long. The record is from the annotation of a GenBank genome assembly. Lineage: Eukaryota; Metazoa; Arthropoda; Insecta; Lepidoptera; Papilionidae.
AUGAUUGCGGAAUCGUUAGAAAUAUUUGUAAUCUCUAUAUUUAUAAAAAAAAACUUUUACGCCGCGAGAAAUUCUAUAGCGAAUAACACAAUAAAGUAUGGUUCUGAAGUUGAGAGCCCAAUCUUAGCGACAACGAAGAUGACUAGUCAACGGGAACCAACUGUGGUGGGCGUGUCGAACUUCAACGCGUUGGAGGACGCGGCUGCUCUGCGAGCUGCCAUGAAAGGCUUUGGUACGGACGAGCAGGCGAUCAUCGACAUCCUCACCACACGCUCAAACGCGCAGCGCCAAGCCAUCUCGCAAGCCUACACGCAUGAGUUUGACAGGGACUUAAUAGAUGACCUCAAGUCGGAGUUGGGCGGUCACUUCGAGGACGUGAUAGUGGCGCUGAUGCUGCCCCCGGAAGAAUACCUUUGCAAGGAACUGAACAAGUGCAUGGACGGACUGGGCACAGACGAGCACGUGCUUAUUGAAAUACUCUGCACGCGUACCAAGAAGGAAAUCGCGGCCAUCGUAGACGCUUACGAGAGACUGUACAAUCGACCCCUGGCGGAGCACAUGUGCUCCGAGACGUCGGGCGACUUCCGACGGCUGCUGACCCUCAUCGUGACCGGCGCUCGGGACGAAGAGGCCGGCGUGGACCCUGUGCGGGCUGCGGAGGCCGCGCAGCAAUUGUACGACGCAGGAGAGGCCAAGUGGGGCACCGACGAAGAGAUAUUCAACAAGAUUCUGGCACACGAGAGCUUCGCGCAGCUGCGGCUCAUCUUCGAGGAGUACAAGAAUAUAGCGGGCCGGACCAUCGAGCAGGCCAUCAAGGCGGAGAUCGACGGAGAACUAAAGGAUGCGUUCUCCGCUAUAGUGGAGUGCGUUGAAAGUGCACCAGCCUGGUUCGCCGAGCGGUUACGGAAAGCCAUGCAAGGACUCGGCACCAAUGACUCCACUCUCAUCAGGAUCCUCGUCAGCCGAUCGGAAAUAGACCUUGGCGCCAUCAAGCGGGAGUACGAACGCCUGUACGAUAAGACGCUCGAGAGCGAUAUCAGGGUAUUGGAGUGCGUGGAGAAUGCGGCGGCGUGGUUUGCACAAAGACUCCGCGCGGCUUUACAAGGUGCCGGCACCGACGACGGCUGCCUCGUGCGAGUCGUCACCAGCCGCGCCGAGAUAGAUCUCGGGAACAUCAAGAGGGAGUAUGAACGGCUCUACGAUAAGACGCUGCAGAGCGAUCUCGAGGGAGAGACGUCGGGCGACUAUAAGCGCGCGCUCGUCGCACUGCUGGGGCCCGCGUGA